AUGGAUAUUUUAUUUUAUAAAGUAUUUAGAAAUUUAUAUAUAAAAAAUAUUAUUUUUAAAAUAUUAAGAUUAUAUAAAAAUUAUAGUAAAAAGUAUAAUGUUUUUAAAAAUGUUGAACAAUAUAAGUUAUUUAAAGAUAAAGAAUAUUUGGUAAAAAUGGAAUGGGAUAUGAAUAUAGAGAUACCAAUAAAUUUAAUACCAGAUAAUACAAUUAAAUAUUUAAAAUUUGGUAAAUACUUUAAUCAACCCAUCAAAUCAUUACCAAUUGGCGUUGAAUUAAUUGAUCUUAAAUAUUCAUUAAACUUUAAUCAAAAUCAAUUUCAAAUACCAAUAACUUUAAAAACUUUAAUUUUAAAUAGAGAUUUCAAUCAAAAUUUUACAAAAUUAUCAAAUAAUAAUAAUGAUGAUGAUAAUAAUAAUUUAUCAUUAAAUAAAGUUGAAAAUAUUUCAUUUGGUAGAGAUUAUGAUUGUUUAAUUGAUGAGACAAUAUUUUCAAAAUCAAUUACUUCAAUAAAGUUGUCAGAUUCAUUUUGUCAGGAAUUGGAUGAUAGGACAUUACCAAAGACAUUGACAUUUUUAGAAUUUGGUUGGACAUUUAAUGGUUAUUUAAAGAUUGGUGAUUUGGAUGGGUUGUCGAAAUUAAGGGUUUUAAAAUUUGGUGUUUCAUUUAAUACUGAAAUUCAAUGUAAUGUUUUACCAAAUUCAAUUGAAAAAAUAACAUUUGGAUCAUCUUUUAAUCAAGUUAUAUUGCCGAAUUCAUUACCUAGAAAUUUAAGGAUUUUAAAAUUUGGUUCAUCAUUUAAUCAACCAAUUUUCCCACCACCAUCUUCACUAUCAUCAGAAUCAUUACCAAAUUUAUUAAAAUUAAAAUUUGAUUCAUCAUUUAAUCAACCAAUUUUACCAUCUUCACUUUCAAAUUCAAUAACAAGAUUAGAAUUUAGAUCAACACAUUUUAAUCAACAAUUAUCAAUUUCAUCAUUACCUAAAAAUUUAAAAUAUUUAGGUAUUUUUAUAAAUAAUUAUUCAACAAUUAUUGAAGAUAAUGAUAAUAAUAAUAAUAGUGAAUUUUUAAAAAUAAUAAAUAUAUUAAAUUAA
Messenger RNA from Dictyostelium discoideum AX4, 1095 nucleotides. RefSeq names its product FNIP repeat-containing protein. The coding region runs from base 1 to 1095 and encodes 364 amino acids. NCBI's taxonomy places the organism in Eukaryota, Evosea, Eumycetozoa, Dictyosteliales, Dictyosteliaceae. The record is from RefSeq and is a predicted model, not a curated record. The transcript has a single exon.